Gossypium raimondii (Peruvian cotton) is the source of this 716-nucleotide messenger RNA. RefSeq lists its product as uncharacterized. Lineage: Eukaryota; Viridiplantae; Streptophyta; Magnoliopsida; Malvales; Malvaceae. The transcript is spliced from 2 exons. The record is from RefSeq and is a predicted model, not a curated record. Bases 27 to 545 code for a protein of 172 amino acids.
CUUUCAUCACCAAACAUAAGAGGAAAAUGGUUACUCCCCAUUAUUUGUUGCUUCACAGCAAGCAUCCAUCACCAUUUCCUCCGCUCACCCUUUCCAAAGCCAAAUGUUCCCUUGUCUCUCAAUUGACUGAACUUAAACAUCAACAUGGAGGGAAUCUCAACAUUAAUUUUAAUCCCAAGAAAAAAGUAAACUCACCAUCGUCUGUUCAUGCAGUGGAGAAAGAUAGAGAGCAGUAUGAAGUAGACCCAGAGAAGGCCAAAGAAGCCCUCCAAAAGCUUGACCAGCAGCUGCAAACUCUCUCUAAUAAACCAGUCAGCACUCCUAAGAUCAGAGCUUCAGAUGUAAAGCUUACAAGGGACGAAAUGGUAGAAGAUAGCCCAGAAAUUUCAGGGUCUUUCCUAACAUCUUUAACUACUGCUCUUCUUAUUUUCACAAUCUUCUACAAUGUGUUGUUUUAUUUUGUGAUAAAGCCAUCCAUAGAUGGACCAGACUCACCUCCUCCUCAACCUACCACCAGCUUCACUGAGCCAAGAGUUUUGCAGUAGUUCUCCACUCCUUCCACCAUUAACACCACCACUUCUGUCUAAGUUAAUGUUGGUUAGAGUUUUAAGAGCAAUUUUUCUUAUACAUGUAAUUGGAACAUGAAGCAUGUUUUCGCCCAUAUCUCUUGAAACACAGAAAUGCAAAGCAAAAGAAAUAUGUGAAACUUUGAAUCC